Molecule: messenger RNA, 477 nt
Organism: Vigna unguiculata (cowpea)
Lineage: Eukaryota; Viridiplantae; Streptophyta; Magnoliopsida; Fabales; Fabaceae
Source: RefSeq, a predicted model, not a curated record
AUGUGCAGGGCUAAAGACUCCAGUCCAACAGGUUUAUCUGGAUUUAGUACCCGAAGUAAUGGUGUUGAUUUGAUUCAAACUGAAGCUAAUGCAAAGAAGGAUUCCAGUCCUACAAUAAAAGGUGCAUCCAGUACCCAAUCAAAAAGGAGUGGUGUUAUUAGAAAGUCCAGCCCCAUAGAUAUAUGUGUUUCCACUACCCAAUCCAAAACUGUUGGUUCGAGUAAAAUUGCGGCACUUAAAGGAAAGGAUAAACAAUCCACUGGUAAAGCAACUUAUGAAGAGAAUACUGAAGCUGACAUCUGCAUGUUGACUCUAAGUACCUCAGGAGAUAAUGAUCCAUAUAUUGACUACUGUGUUACUCCCAGAAAGGAAUUGUUGUUGGACUUCGAAGUUGAAUGUGACCACCUCGACGAUAUUCCAAGUGCAGAAUUUCCCAGGACUAAAACUAAAAAGCGAAUCAAAAAAGAAAAGCAGUAG